AUGAGCAAGCGCCCUCGCGACGAGUCUCCAGCUCGCGGUGGCUCUCCGCCAUCGGAGCAUCUCACCCAUAACGGCCUGCUGCCCAUCAACGACCUGCUCUCCCCGACCCCAGAACAACAGUCCUCUACGGGCUCUAAAAAGCCUCGGAACUUUAUCGCUACAGUGGCCUGUGAAACAUGCAGACUCAAAAAGACAAGAUGCGACGAGUCACGGCCCAAGUGUGGCUUGUGCAAGUCGCUAGGUCUGGAAUGUGUCUACAAUGAGCGCAAGACUUCCAAGCGCGACCAUUCUCUCACUUUGAUCAUGAGCACCCUCCACCGUUUGGAAACUAAACUGGAGAAUGUUCCCAUCAACGUGCGCAAUGAGAUCCAGUCUCUACAGGCACAAAUGCCUCGGCCUCUAGAUGGGCCGUCUGAUAUGAACACCCCUGGUCGUGCUUCUGCAGUCUUUAGACAUGACAGACACGCUUCCAUAGGGACGCCGCGAACUCUUAUUCCAUCGGGAGAGUCCGAAGUAUUCGAAUUUGACGAGCGUCCGAAUGCGGUCAAUGCGAAUGGACUCGUUUCGAUCUCUUUUAGCCAGCAUGGUGUGGUCUUAUGGCCAGGAGCUCGAGAGAUCCUUCCAGAGCGUCUGCUGGAGGCCCAUGAAAAGCUGGGAAAGAACUAUGUCAUCGAUUCUGAGAUGAACAGGCCCCCUCUGCCGAUGUACAUUUAUCCGUUUCCUCCGCAAGCGGGAGACGAGUGGUUAGAAACCCUACCGCUGGCCAUGAUCAAGGGACUGUCGACCGCGUUCUUUGCAACCAUCAGCCCGUUUACGCCGAUUAUGGACAAGAACUUCUACUUUGCCUUUACCCUGGGUGCGGCGAUUGAAAGCGGAUUCGGGUACACUAUGGAGAGCUGCCUGGUUCUCGUGAUCAUGGCCCUGGGCUGUCUGGCAGUUCAUGCUCAUCACGAGGGCGAUUAUCCUCUGCCCGGCACGAGAGGAAGCCACUUUGAGCCACCGGACUGGCUGGGAGUAGUGCAGGAGGAACCGCCCGGACUACGUUUCUUCAACGAGGCACGGCGGCGCAUAGGGUUCCUGAUGUGCGACAAUGACAUUCAAAGUUGUCAAUUUUAUUUACUAUCCUCGGUCUAUUAUCAGCAGAUUAUGCGCCCGAUGGACUCAUGGGCUAUGAUCCACCGCGCUGCUACCGGCUGUCUCUCAAUAUUGACCAACCACGACGUGAAUUUCGACGAGUGGGAAGGCGACAUGAAAUCUCGCGUAUUCUGGAACUGCCUCAUGAACGAAACCAUCCUCGUGCAAGAGCUCCAUCUCCCUCCCAGUGGCCUAUCCCGAUUUGAAGAAGUCGUCCCUAUCCCGAAAUUCAUCGGCUUCGAAACUCUCGGCUUCGUGCCCGCGCGAUCUUUCGCGUCCGACGACAUCGACGACUCAUUCUUCCAAUACCACUUCCUCGCGCAGGUCGCCCACCGCAUCAUCCUCACUCGCAUACGGCACUCUCUCUACUUCUACUCCGAUUCCGGCACAUUCCCCAAACCCGCCGUCAACGCCGAACUCCUGCACCAACUCGAGCAAUGGCGCAUCAACCUCCCCUCUGCUCUUCAGUUCUCAGAUACCCCUCCAACAGCAGCAACACCAGCAGCCACAGCAAUAAGCACAGCCUCCCCGCAAACCGCCGCCGCCUCGCCUAACCCGAUAUCCCCGCACCCUCUUUCAACAUCUACCAGUGCCCGUCCUCUAACUCCCGCCGUCGCAGUCUCCGAAGCUAUGCUUCGAGGCCGGUACAUGAUCGCCAAGUUCCACAUCGGCCGUCCAUACCUCUACAAAGCCCUCCGGAUCCCUUCUCUCCUCACAGAAGACGACCUCGAACAGAUCCGACGAGGCCUGCAGAACGCCAUGAACUGGCCGGUUGUGCACGGCAUCUUCCGCGACAUGAAGAGCUGUAUCCCAAUCAAGUUUGCCUUCUGCUCGCAGUUUUUCGGCCAGGUCCUUCUCUUCUACUGUAUUGCGAACUCUCCCGAUCCUCGGGUAAGAAGUACAUUGCCUACAGGCUGGGAACGCUGGAACCAGGAGAUGUUGGGGUUUAUGGAGCACUGUGCGGUUUACAGCCCGGCUGUGGCGAAGGAUCUGGAGUUGUUGCAGUUGCUGUGA
Aspergillus mulundensis is the source of this 2148-nucleotide messenger RNA. Its product is annotated as putative C6 finger domain protein. NCBI's taxonomy places the organism in Eukaryota, Fungi, Ascomycota, Eurotiomycetes, Eurotiales, Aspergillaceae. The record is from RefSeq and is a predicted model, not a curated record. Gene Ontology annotation, biological process: DNA-templated transcription; regulation of DNA-templated transcription. The coding region runs from base 1 to 2148 and encodes 715 amino acids. The transcript is spliced from 5 exons. Gene Ontology annotation, molecular function: DNA-binding transcription factor activity, RNA polymerase II-specific; DNA binding; zinc ion binding.